Molecule: messenger RNA, 5501 nt
Organism: Myxocyprinus asiaticus (Chinese sucker)
Lineage: Eukaryota; Metazoa; Chordata; Actinopteri; Cypriniformes; Catostomidae
Product: ephrin-B3-like
Exons: 6
Coding region: 832-1848 (338 amino acids)
Biological process (GO): ephrin receptor signaling pathway; axon guidance
Cellular component (GO): plasma membrane
Molecular function (GO): ephrin receptor binding
Source: RefSeq, a predicted model, not a curated record
CGAGCGUUAGGAACAAGUCUCACUAGUCGGAUUUUCAGUCAGUGAGUGAGGCACAUCGAGAGAAACCAAGCAGGACAGACGAGAAAUGAACUAUCUAAUGACUUGCUACAUCCGAGCACAUUCUCAAAUACCCUGCAUUCGAGACCCAUGAAUAAGGAUUGCAUUAUUUUUUUCCCCCAACCUUGGCAAAUCUGGCAAUAAUUCUGUCUGCCUUGACACAUUUGUGUAGAUUUGAUAUGCUUGCUUGCUUGCUUUUAAUUUGCAUUCAUUGGUUUCGUUUCACUCUUGAUUUUUGUUAAUUAUCUGGAAUGUGAGUUGCACGUCUCAGCCUUUCAUUGCAUCGAAAUCAAAUUGUGUAUGUGGAAUUACUAGGAAGCACGAAGAAAGAAACAGCAGGAAACUGCAGGAGAUAAAGAAGAGACAUAUCUCCAGCAUCAACAUGUUCUUCUGAAGAUGGGACUGUGCGAGGCGAGGAAAAGCUCACCUAUUUCAAACCAUCAUCCAUCUACCAUCGUGCUGUGAUGAUCACAUUCCCUUCUUAAUCCGUCAAUUGGAAAACCAAUAUAGAGUGGGAGUGAAAAGGAAACGGGAAAACUCCAGCCUAAAAGCCGUGAAGAAAGCAACACGAAUUUAUUGGGAAAGUAAACUCUUGCAGGAACAAAACGACACUGCAAAUUGAUUUUGGAGCUGAGUUUAAUCCACGAAUAUCCAUGCAGGCUCCCAAAACACGUUGUCUCCACACUCAUUGACGGAUUCACCUAUAUAGUCCACUGGGCUGAAGCACAGUCCAGAGCUCCUCCAACCUCUGGGAGAAGAUCCCACAGAUCUUUGAUGAGAGUAAAUAGAUUUGAAAUGGCGAGUUGGCGCUGUGGAAAUGGAUUGGGAAUUCUGCUGAUGUUCUUAGUGGAUUUACUCGGGAUCACGGCGACCAACAUGGAGCCCAUCUACUGGAAUUCCUUGAACAAAAGGUUUAGUGAUGACAAGGGUUAUGUCCUGUACCCUCAGAUCGGGGAUCGCUUGGAUCUCAUUUGUCCAGCAUCAGAACCCCCCGGCCCCCGGGCUCCCGCCGAGUAUGAGUACUAUAAACUGUACCUGGUGUCUUCACGGGAACAGGCAGACAGGUGUGAAGUGACCGGAGCCCCCAAUCUGCUGCUCACCUGCGAUAAACCCAACAAUGACAUGCGUUUCACCAUCAAGUUUCAGGAGUACUCGCCAAACCUGUGGGGCCAUGAAUUUAAAACCAAUCAGGACUACUUCAUCAUCGCUACAUCAGACGGGACACGUCAGGGACUGGAGAGCAUGAGAGGAGGAGUUUGUGCUACACAGGGCAUGAAGGUGGUGCUGAAAGUGGGACAGAGUCCAUAUGGCCUCCCAGCCAAGCCCCCCAAAGCCGACCCAGCGGGCCGUAUCAACAACCCAAAUCCAGGUGCUGGAAACAACACACAUCCCAAAAUUCCCCCUAGAGAAUCGGGUGGAGAAAAUGGUCCCCUCCCUCCCUCCAACAUUGCCGUUAUCGCGGGUGCAGCUGGAGGUUCUGCCUUCCUCCUUCUCGUCACUGCUGUGAUCUGCGUGGUGUGUUACCGACGACGACAUGCCAAACAUUCCGAGUCGCACCACCCUCCCCUUUCGCUCUCCUCCCUGACAUCGCCCAAACGAGGCUGUGGCGGUGGCGGAGGAGGCGGCAACAACAACGGCUCUGAACCUAGUGACAUCAUCAUCCCGCUGCGGACUUCUGACUCUGCCUACUGCCCGCACUACGAGAAAGUCAGCGGGGACUAUGGCCAUCCAGUCUACAUCGUACAGGAGAUGCCCCCUCAGAGCCCUGCCAACAUCUACUAUAAAGUAUGAGAACCAGAGACGACCUUAACAAGACCACACCAACCUUAAUGACUACCUAAAACCCACCCCUAGCCCCACCCCCGCAGUUCACCAUGUGACUGCGGCAUUCUGAGUCCCUUGUAGAUCAGAUUCUUUUACCUUCACACACAUUUCUCCUACACAGACUGUUUGGGGUCAGGUGUGUGUGUGUUACCAUUCCUCGCAACUCCCCCCAACUUCGGCCUUUUAUUAGAGAGAGGAUGUCCUGAUGUGAGGGCCUCCUUCUCUCUAUCCUCCCACAGGGAGAAGUUCGUAAAGCUAAAGAAGACCUCCUGGAAUGAUUCAGCCAACUGAGUAAACAUGAAAACUCCCUUUAUUGGAGGAAUUCUGAAGCACAAGCAUCAAAACUUUGUCUUUUCUGAUGUACUUGCAAAAGCAAACAAAAUAAACCAACAAAAAAGAAAAGAAAACUCAACUUGUUCAAACCUAGAAAGACUUCAUGUGAACUUGGACUUUUAAUGCUACAUUUACUCACAAAUAGCAGUCUAGUUUGUGUUACUACUCCUCUGUCGAGGGGAGGGGCCAUUGAUUCAGCUAAUCAUUACACAGGGCUGCAGUCACGUGAUCUAGGACCCAUGUAUUUGAUUGGUGGAGUUUUAAUGGCGUGGAGAAUCUUGUAUAUUUUAAUAACGUGUGUAUUUUGUGAGUGUGUAGGAUAAAUAUUCCGAUACUGCUGUCGCACAUGUUGCAACCAGUGUGCUUCAGUAAAACGUUUGUGUGAGUGCGAAUGAGUACAGUGUUAGCGUGAUCAUGGAUAUGCGUGUUUGUUAGACUGUUUUAAAACCAAAACACAAAAUAUGAGUGAACAUCAAAAAAGUGUUUUUAUCAUUUUCAACACAUAGAUUAUAAUUAUAUAUGAAUACUAAGUCAAAUCAUUUUUUGAUUUUUUUUCCCCAUGUAGUUACUGUUCCUUUGCUAGGCCUAAUUUUUAUUAAAAAAAAAAAUACGAUAUGCUGACCUUGUUUCUUCCCCUUUUGAGUUGUAAAUUAAUUUAAUACUUUUAUUCUGUUGCAGAAACUGAGUUUGAUUGGUUUUGUUUCCCCCUCAUUUUCCUCUUUCCCAGGAGUCUCCUCCACUCUACACAUAUAUUUUUAUAGCUCCUUGUACUCUGAUGUAGUUUUGAAGAUAGACCUUGUUUGUGAAUGUGUUGAGGUAGAACAAUCUGAGAGUUGUUUUUUUAUUAUUAUUAUUAUUUUUAAAGGCGCUUUUUUUUUUUAACAAAAAGGGGGGAAAAAAUAGAAAGGAGGGAAGAAUUCGAGGGGGUGAAUUAAAAAAUAAUGCAUACUCCGCCUGUUGGGAAAGAAAACGAAUGAGCAAGGAAACUUCUAGAAAGACUAUGAAAGAAUUGCACAUUAAAAUAAAAAAUAGGGGUAGGAGGUGGGGGGGAGAAGAAAAGUUGUUUGAAGGAGGAUAGAGAGAGAGAGUGUUGCGAAGGAGAGAGGGAUGGAGAGAGAUAGGAAAGGUUUUUAAUAAACUCUUGGAAGAGCUCGUCUGAAACGGUGGAGGAGGCAGAUGUGAGCACGGCGGUGUUCUGAGGUAGAGAGACAGACGGAUGAGGGGAAGAAAAAAACUCAUUCUCUCUGAUGGACAACAGGAUAGAUGGACUCACAGAAUUACUCUCUUACAGACACACAGUGCUCUUUUUUUGUUCAUGCAAAGUGAAGUGGAAAUAUUUCAAGUCUCAUUUCAAAUUCUUGAGAAUCUCCGAACACGUCUCAAUAUAAUGCAGAUGUGAGCAUACAUACACACUCGGAGAAUGACUCAAUGGCCGUGGCACACAAAAAAAGCUCUUGUAAAGAGAAACAGUCAAACGCACAGACCGAAUACACAGUCAAAAGCCAUUCUGAUUGGCCAUAUAUGCUAGUUACCUCAACAAAUAGAGUCUGAUUAGCAUUACCCUUAAUUUCACACUUAAAAUAUCUCUCUUUCUUUCACACACACACACACACACACACACACACACACACACACACACACACACACACACACACACACACAAUCAUGCAGCUCUGUAACAAACUGUGUGCAUCUCUGUUAGUGCCAAUCUCUCUUAAGCCCAAAACACACUCUACACAAGUACAUGAACACAAACACGUCCAGCACCGCUAGCUCGAUUUCAUGCAUUGUUGCAUUCUGAAUGUUUCUUUAUGAGUUGCAUUCUCAGUGUGGCCACUACUAUAGCAGGCAUUAGCAUAACAAAUAUCUCCUUCUAUGGUUGGUUGUGUCUUUCAGGUCAGUUGUUUUGGUUGAGCAGCAGUUGUUAGCUUCCCAAAUAAUAACACAUAAAUUUCAUUACCACCGCAGAAUGCAAGUUAUGUAUGUACAAUGGGACUGCGCAUUUGUAUCGGCCAAACAUUUGCGUCUCCAUUUCUGUACGUGCAGAAAGUACGUUUCUUGCCUUAAGAGUGUUCUGUUACACUGCCAUUGUCACAGUGUGUGUAAAGGAAUGUUAGACGGUAGCUAUGAAAUACACUGCAUACACACUCAAAAAUAACAAGCCAUUCAUACACAAAUAUGUUGGUAGUCUUUGCAGAUGUGUUUUGUGACUGAUGCUGAGUCUGAACAAUCUGUUACUGUUAUCAAUCUGCCUAUAAAGCCUAAUUAUCUGUCUUUCAAAAACAUUUCAUUUUGUAUCACUUUGCUGUGGAAAAACUAUGUUUUCCUGUCACAUUGAUGUUUUCUCUUACACAACAAUUGGAUUUUGUUACUUCAAUAUCAAGUUGCCUAAUGUGGAGGUGUUACGUUUGUUCAGCACUGUUGUAUUUGUGGGCUGUUUCAUACAUAUUUAAGCGUUCAAUUUUGGUUCUUUCCGAAUUAUGUUAAAGAUACUAAAAGAAUCCAUGAAAGCCAUGUCUCUGACCCUGUGCACAUGGACUUGAAUACGUGUGCGUAUGUGUGCAGAUGUGUGUGUGUGUGUGUGUGUGUUUGUGGGUAUGUCCAAAACACACAACUGAGAUGCCGUGGACAUCGUUCAAUGACAGACCGACGUGGAGGGGAGUGUUUGCAGGUGCUGUUGAGUUUGGAUGAAACAGCUACAUCACAGAAGACACAUGAGGACACACAAACACACUCUGCCCACCAUCAUCCCUAUUUUGGGUCUUGUUUAUCGAACAUCUGGCCUCAGAAAGGUCUUUUCCAUUGAACAGUUCUUUGUGCACUUGCUUUCGCCAUGAAUGCUGGGACUAGUAUACUGUACGCAGACAAAAGCGGGGGACGAACCACAAAGUGUGUAUUUUUUAGAGAACGCUUCAGUGUGUGUACGUGUUUCUCUGUGCCAAUAGCCAGUGGGUGGUGGCCAUUUUAAAGAGCUCCAUUCCUCUCCAGUGAUGUGUUCAGAUGUUUGUAAAACACCAUGUUUGUGUGCAAUGUUUUCUUUUCUGUGUCCAUUCCUCCAUCUUCCUCCCUCCCCGCUCUCUUGAUUUCCCUCCUGCAUUCAUGCCAUUUAAAAGGGUUAAACAACUAAUACAUUCCUUUGAAGAAAUGUUGAUUAAAACACACACACACACAAAAAAUGUUUAAGCUGCAUUCUUUGAUCUUUCAAGUGCUCUUUAUAUUUGCUUGUGUUUGUAUGCAUAGAAUUACACUGAUCAGGAACAACAUUAAAACCACCCACCUAAUAUUGU